Messenger RNA from Labrus mixtus (cuckoo wrasse), 6804 nucleotides. It is a transcript of the gene zbtb21, whose product is annotated as zinc finger and BTB domain containing 21. Gene Ontology annotation, molecular function: DNA-binding transcription factor activity, RNA polymerase II-specific; protein binding; RNA polymerase II cis-regulatory region sequence-specific DNA binding. The transcript has 2 exons. Gene Ontology annotation, biological process: regulation of transcription by RNA polymerase II. The coding region runs from base 130 to 3192 and encodes 1020 amino acids. Lineage: Eukaryota; Metazoa; Chordata; Actinopteri; Labriformes; Labridae. Gene Ontology annotation, cellular component: nucleus. The record is from RefSeq and is a predicted model, not a curated record.
CUCAUCCUUGGUGUGGGAUGACGUCAAAUUCAAGAUGGAUGGAAUCACGACCAGCGCGCAGAAAUCCACACAACAGUGAAUAAAGUCCCGGCUGUGUGGAGGAAAGAGCAUAUUGACGACGGGCAGGCCAUGGAGAGCCUUGUGCAUUACAGCAACCCCUCCCAUACCCUGUCGGUGCUGGGGGUCCUCAAUGAGCAGCGCCUGCGGGGUCAGAUGUGUGACGUAGUCCUUGUUGUAGCUGACCAGAGGUACCAGGCUCAUAAGAGUGUUCUGGCUGCCAGCAGUGAGUAUUUCCAGACCCUGUUCACACGGAGGGACGCAGAGUCCCUGAAAGUUGUAAACCUGGACUUCUGUGAGCCUGACGCCUUCGAGAUCGUUCUGAAUUACAUCUACUCCUCCUCACUGUUUGUGGACAAAGGCAGCCUGGCAGCCAUUCAAGAGCUGGGCUACAGUCUUGGAAUCCCUUUCCUCACCAACAUUGUGUCCACAAGGCCACAUGCAUCCUACUGUGUGUCCAGAAAAAGACUUUCGUUCUCUGAAGGGGAAGAGAAUGAUGUCCAGACAAGAAGCGUCAUUGUGUGUCGGGUCCGGAAUGAGACAGCCCAGCCAUCUCGCUCAAGUUAUCCCAGAAAGACAUCAGAGAGAGCCUCGCCUCCACACUCUACACAGGAUUCAACGCAGCCUCCUUCAGAACGAAUCUCAUAUGAAUCAGUCAGAAACUCUGAAUCCAUCAGCAGGAAAUCUUCUGAACAGUCUGAAGCUGCUGACAGGAAGUACACCUAUCCAUAUGCCUCUAUAUUAAAAGGGAAUUCUUCGGACAUUGCAUCUGUAAGGCCCCAGCUGACUUCCUCGGUGUCCUUCAGUGAUGCAGAAGUGCAGCACAUCAGACUGCAGUCUGCCAUUGACCAGGACCCUAAAGAGGAAGAAGAGGAGCAGGGGCACCACUAUCACUCUAAAGUGUCCUUUCAAGGUCAGGCCAGUGAGCCAAGCCCGACCAUUGACCGGAGCGGACCGCUCAUCAAAAGCCUCCUCCGAAGAUCUUUAUCCAUGGACAGCCCCGUUCCAGUUUUCUCGCCCACACUGGAGCUCAAGGAUUUGCAAAACCGUGAACAGUCAGUUGUUAAAAUGGCAUCCAAAGCAUGUGGACCGGAAACAUCUGCUCACAACGGCAGUUCAAAAAGAAUAUCUCCCUUGGUUCUCGGGUCGAAGUACCACAGCAGGUAUGAUUUAGAAACUCAGGUAGAAAGAGAGCUCAGUGUGAAAGCCGAGCCUAGCAGUCCACUGGCGGACCCCAUGGACAUUAUUAGGAUAACAGUCGGAGAUGCGUUGCCUGUCAAUCUUAAGAACUUGCAAGCAAAUUAUGACCAAGGUUCAAAGCAGGAUUUCAAUUCUUUUGGGAAAAGAAGGGACCGGCCGGAUAACAGGCGGUACCCGUUCAAGAAGAGCAAAAUAUUCAAAGAAGACCCCCUGACACUUGAUGAGAACCUGACAGUACCUCAGAGCGCCAGUGAUGACUUGAAUGAGAACAAUGUAGAGCCGCCUCAGAACAAAAUCUUCAAAUGCUGGAACUGUUUAAAGGUUUUCAGGUCCAGUGCUGGCUUACAUCGUCAUGUAAAUAUGUAUCACAACCCUGAAAAGCCAUAUGCUUGCGACAUCUGCCAUAAACGCUUCCAUACCAACUUCAAAGUGUGGACUCACUGCCAAACUCAGCAUGGUGUGGUACAAAACCCAGCCUCGUCCUCCAGCUCCUCUGUACUGGAUGAGAAAUUUCAAAAGAAGCUGAUAGAUAUGGUGCGAGAGAGGGAAAUAAAGAAAGCAUUGCUUUGGAAGUUAAAGAGGAAUAAACAGAGUUUGCAAUCUCCUGCGCUUACCAAAAAGAGAUCGAGGCCCAGCUAUAUAUGUCCAUACUGUGGGAAAGUAUUUGUGUUCCAAUCUCAGUACAGACAGCAUUUAAGGACACAUCCUGCUGAAAAAGCUGACGAGGAGGCAGCAGACGAGAGCAUCCUCUAUCAGAAACAGGAUGAAAUCAGUCAGCAGAAGGACUCCGAUGCUGGUGUUUACUCCUGUAGACUUUGCAACAUGAAACUUUCUUCACUCUUUGAACAAGGUGACCAUGAGAGGGGCUGUCGACAUGCAACCGUUUGUCCCUACUGUGGCCUCCGUUUCUCCAGUCCAACGGUCAAGAGGGACCAUGAAGCACAUUGUAAAUACAAGAAACUGACGUGCCUGGAGUGCAUGCGGACCUUCAAGUCGUCCUUCAGCAUAUGGCGUCACCAGGUUGAGGUCCACAACCAAAACAUGAUGACUGUUAAAGACCAGAUUCACCUGCAGCAACAAGAAAACAACGAAGAGUCUUCUGAAAUGCUCCAAGUGGAUCACUACCAAGACGAGCCGCUGGUGACCGGGAGUUCAAGAGAGACCAUCAGCUUCAGUGACUCCUCAGGUCCACCAAUGUACGACUCAGAAGACUCCUCCUCUUAUGUGCCUGAGGACCUGAGCAUUGGGCACCAUGGCAAGCUGGUAGUGAAGGAAGAGCCAUUAGAAGAGGCUGUGUGUGAGAUGGAAAACGCUGAUGCAGAAAAUGCUGGGCUUGAGGAACCCGGCGUGUGGCCCUGCGAGAAAUGCGGGAAUCUUUUUAGCUCUCGCAAAGACCUGGAACGACACCAGGAGCUGCUCUGCCACAUAAAACCGUUCAUCUGUCACAUCUGCAACAAAGCCUUCAGGACCAACUUUCGCCUUUGGAGCCACUUUCAGUCCCACAUGUCGACUGCUAACGAACCUGGAGCCAAAGAGAUCGACAGACAACCCUCGCCUCCAUCUCCAUCCCCUCCAACGACCCCUCAGGACUCUGAACACCACUCGCCACAGGCCUCCGUGCUCAAGUCCACCCAGGCAGUGCCAGUGGCUGCAGCAGUGGCAGAGGAGUCCAGCAGCCCAGAGCCCUGUAGCUCAUCAGUAAACAAGACGAAGAGGCCCGAACUUGAACGUCAAUCCAGCAGCCACAGCCCUCUGUCAAGGUCAAACAGCAUGGAGAAUCCAGUCGGCCCUCAGGAAUCAGACACCCUCUUUUACCACGCUCCAUCUCUCUCUGCCCUGACGUUUAAGAGGCAGUACAUGUGCAAACUCUGCCACAGGACCUUCAAGACGGCCUUCAGUCUCUGGAGCCACGAGCAGAGUCACAGCCACAUGUAAGCAUCAGACAAGCAGUAGUUCCUCUUGAGAGACAAUGUAAGAAUUAACACACCUCAGCCUACAAAACGAAGACUUUGAAUGUAUAGCUUAUUUGCUUGCCUCCAAUGUCAUAUAUUAAAGUGGCCAUGUUCAGUAGAGGUGUAAACGUGAAUGUGCAAUCAAGUGCUAGAUUCCUCCGUGAGAUGAGAUGAUUAUAAAUGGUUUCUUUUUUUUUCCAAAUGAGAUAUAAGCAUUGACCUAUUUUAAAUCUUUUGGUUGUCUACUUGUACUUCUGUGUGUAGGUGAUGUUGAGAAAACAAGGUACAGAGUUGCAUCUUUUCAUUUUUCAGCUGUACCACUUUGUACAAGAGUUGUUCCGAUACUGAUACCAAUACAAAUUCCGAUACUGAUACCUGUGCCAGUAUUGGAUAUGCCUUAGAUGCUAUCUGAAAUGUAGUAUUAGGUAAAGACAGGUACACCAGUCAAUGCAUUGAUCAAAUUCUGUUAUUAAAGGUCACAUAUUCUCCUCCUCUUCAACCAGUUUAAAUAAGUCUCAGAGCUCCUCAAAACAUGUGUGUGAAGUUUCUUGUUCUAAAUCCACUCUGAUCCUGUAUUUGAUCAUGUCUAUAAACCCCUCUAUUUCAGCCCUGCUCAGAACAGGCUGUUUCUGUGUCUGUACCUUUAAAUGUAAAUGAGCUGUAUCUGACCACGCCCCUCUCUGGAAGGGCUUUGGUGGCUUGGGCUUUCUUGCACCAUGCUUUAAUGUUUACGGUGAGAAGGCAGACUCAGAGGGCAGAACAAACACCUAGCUGUGGGAGUGUCACCCACCUGGGGGAGGGGUUACUGCCCUUUGUGAUGUCAUGAAGGGAAAAUCUCCAAAUGGCCUGUUUGAGCACACAUUUUCUGACAAGUGGAGCAGGCAAAAUACGGAGAGGAUGGACUUUUCUUAUAAUUGGGGGUUCUUCAGGCAAACUAGAGACACAUAUUAGUGUUAGAGUAACAUAGUAAAGGGUAUUUUGCAUAAUAUGUGACCUUUAAAAUCAAGUUGUUUAUCUGGAUAUUAGUUCUUAUUUGGUACUUAAAAACACUUGUUUAAAUUUAGCAAUUAUGUGUAUAGUUCAAUAGCUGCUAAAAAAAAAUGGUAAUAUCCAAUUGUCUCUCAUUGGAUUUGUGCUUGUACAGAAACAGAUACAGAAGUUUAGGUGUUGGAAAAAUUGGUAUGGGAACAUCUCUGUGUCUGAAGUAACGGUACAAUGAAAACAGGAACAACUUAAAACAUUGUUUUCUCUGAUUGUUGGUGAAGUGCUUUAAAAAUUUCAGAGGUUGGUGGUGAAUUAACAAGUAGUGCUUUCGCUUUUGUAUCAGAUCUAUCUCUUGAUGUGAGUGACAUCCCUUAAAAUAAUAUUGGUGGCCUGAAUAUUGUAUUCAAUAUGCACUUUGUGUAACAGUUUGAUUCUGUUAUAGAGGGACAAAGUACAAAGUGUUGGCUUGCAGAUGUAGAAAUUACAAAAGUGGCCCAACAUUUUAUUUUCUCCAAAUAAUAUUACGCAUUCUUUGCAUUUGUUCUCAUGUUUUGCCUUUUGUAAUUUUGCUAAAUGGUUGAAUAAGACCUAAAAGUUACUUCUUGUAAAGUACAUCAAACACAUCCCAGGCACCCGUUGUUUAAGCAUUGCAUCUCGUGUUGUAGCCUUCUUAGGUUGCUUCAUUCAGCACUUAACAUUUAGCUUCCUUAUUGUUAGACCGGUUUAUCAAUUCAAUUAUGUGUAUACAAAUGAACGAGGCAGUGCAAUUAUAUGCCAGAAGAUAAGAGGUUAUAUUUUCUUUCACGGGGAAAUGAUUGUUGAAAGUGUAAAAGGUGCUUUAAACAGAUUACAAGUGAAAUUUGGGAAACUGUAUGUGGAAAUAGGAGCCUGAGUUGACUUGAUAGUUGAUACCCUCCUAAAUGAAAUAUUUGGCUUCUAACAGCAAAUAGAAAUAAAUCUAAAUCUCUGUGAAGUUUCUCUCAGUCAUCCAGGUCCUGGUCAUUCAAAGUGUGAUCUGACAGACAAGUGGACAUGGUUGAAAGUAUUAAAGGUCACAUAUUCUCAAUGUGUUUUCAACCAGUUUAAAUAAGUCUCAGAGCUCCUCAAAACAUGUCUAUAAAGUUUCUUGCUCUAAAUCCACUCUGAUCCUGUAUCUGAUAAUUUAUAUAAACCCCUCUAUUUCAGCCCUGCUCAGAACAGGCUGUUUCUGUGUCUGUACCUUUAAAUAUGUAAAUGAGCUGUGUCUGACCACGCCCCUCUCUGGAAGAGGAUGUGGCUCGGUCUUUCUCGAUCCAUGCCAUAUUGUUUACAGUGAGAAGGCAGACUCAGAGGGCAGAACAAACACCUAGCUGUGGGAGUGUCACCCACCUGGGGGAGGGGUUACUGCCCUUUGUGAUGUCAUGAAGGGAAAACUCCAAACGGCCUGUUUGAUCACACAUUUUCUGAGAAGUGGAGCAGGGGAAAGACGGAGAGGAUGGACUUUUUGAUUUGUAGACAGACUAGGGACACACAUGGUGUAUCUUGCAUAAUAUGUGACCUUUAAAAUAUCGUAUUUUUCUUAUAGCUGCUUGUCAGAACUCUUUUGAGUGUUUCAUACGAACGUCAGCGAUGUCCUGCUGCCUUUUGGAUCACACUCUAAAUUAACCUAAAAUACUCAUAACAGGCUUUUUUUUAAAGCACACUGCAGCAUAGCAUAUCAUUUCAUAAUCUAGGCUUUAACUCAAAUCAUGAAAAUGAAAAGUACAUGAUCAAUUGGUGUAUCAUUUAAGUUUUUACAAUGCGAUGCAUCACAAGUCUGCCACCAAAGUGCAGCACCAGUGUUGUAUGUACAUAUACUGGUUUGUGCAGUCAAACGAAUAGAGUAAUAUACCGACCUUUACAAUGAGGCCUUAUGCAACAUUUGACAUAUUUAGUCUCUCUUAUUUCACAUAUAAAAAGCACAAUAACGUUUCAGAUGACUUAUGACUCAGGCUUUUCAAAGGUGGUGGAGUGAAGAGAAAGGAGGCGCGAGGAAGCAAACGUUUUAUUCUACCAAUGAGCAGAGUGUUCCUGCUUCCUAAGAUUUAUUAUAACGAAUGUGUUUUGAUUGUAUUCCAGCUGUUUCACAAUUGUAUUCUUGUACAAGUAUAUACUUAACUGCUUUCAGCUUGAUGGAUUAGGACUUUGUCAUAAAUUAUUACGGUUGUGAUGUAUUUGGGAGAAGCUGCAUUCAAAGAGUGCUCCACACAAACCUUGGGGAUUUGUUGUUCCUCUCAUCGAUGAGCGCCGUGAGCUGUAUUGUGAUGUUUUGAUUCUUUGGAGAACUUCUGUAAUGAUGAUAGUGCUCUUAUUUUCUUGUGAUGAAAAACUUCCUGAAAGUUUCACAGAAAUUAUUACAAUUAUGUUUAUGGAAGUGUUUGUAUCUUCGAUUUUGUACCGAUUUUGUUAGAAAACAAAAGUUUGAUCUUUUUAGUAUUCUGUGCUCUCACUGCAAUAAUGAAUAUUUGUAUCUGCAUCAGUUGCUUUAUUGUUGCUUUUGGAGACUUGCAGCUGUUUUGUGUUUAGGGUUUUCUACAGUUUUUUGUGCUUAAUUUCUGUAAUAAAGAGUAACAAUGGAGUAUAUAUAUAUAUA